CUGACCGAUCUGAACCUCUCGGGCAAUGGCAUCGGCGACGAGGGCGCUAAGGCGAUCGGCGAGGCGCUGGCGGUCAACGGGGUGCUGACCGACCUCAACAUUGGCGGCAACAAGAUCAGCGACGAGGGCGCCACUGCGAUCGCCGAGGCGCUGCGCGGCAACGGGGUGCUGAAAACGCUCGACCUCGAAUGCAACGCGAUCGGCGCCGAGGGUGCUGAGGCGCUGGCCUCCGCUCUGCGCGUCAAUGCGGUGCUGAAAACGCUAAAUCUCUCCCUCAACUACAUCGGCGUCGAGGGCGCAAAGGCGAUCGGCGCGGCUCUGCGUGGCAACGGGGUGCUGACCUCCUUGAACCUGGGCUACAACAGCCUCACCGAGGAGGCGGCCCUCGGCAUCGUGCGUGUCGAGCGGCAGCGCAACAAGCUGACCUCGCUGGGCCUUGCUCGCUGCAAUAUCGGCCCGACUGGCGCCGCAGAGAUCGCCGAGUACGUGUCGGGCAGUGGGGUGCUGACCAACCUCGACCUCUGCGACACCGGCAUCAACGACGAGGGCGUCAAGGCGCUAGCAGCCGCACUUCGCGUCAAUGCGGUGCUGACCUCGCUCAACCUCUCGGACAACGCGCUCUGCGGGGUCAAGUACGGGCGGGGCAGCUACGACGCGUCCGGCAUCCAAGCACUUGCAGAGGCCUUGAAGGUCAAUGGGGUGCUCACCCACCUCUACCUCGCCGGCAACCAGAUCCGCGACCAGGGGGCCGCUGCGAUCGCGGAGGCGCUGCGCGGCAACGAGGUGCUAAAGUCGCUCAACCUCAGCGACAACAGGAGUGGCCCCGAGGGUGCCAAGGCGCUCGGCGGCGCCCUCGCGGUUAACGCGGUGAUGACCGCCCUCAAACUCGGCGCCAACAACAUGAUCGGCGGCGAGGGCGCAGCCGCGAUGGCCGAGGCGCUGCGCGUCAACGGGGUGCUGAUCACCCUCAAGCUAGUCGACAACAACAUCUCGGACGAGGGCGCCGUUGCGCUGGCCUCCGCUCUUCGCGUCAACGGGGUGCUGAAAACUCUGUACCUCACCUGCAACGAGAUCGGCCCCGAGGGCGCCAAGGCAUUGGCCUCCGCUCUG
Emiliania huxleyi CCMP1516 is the source of this 1110-nucleotide messenger RNA. RefSeq lists its product as hypothetical. NCBI's taxonomy places the organism in Eukaryota, Haptophyta, Isochrysidales, Noelaerhabdaceae. The transcript is spliced from 2 exons. The record is from RefSeq and is a predicted model, not a curated record. Gene Ontology annotation, molecular function: protein binding. The annotation marks the transcript as partial.